AUUUUUCCCUUUUGUCUUUUAUAUAUAUUUUUGUAUGUAUUGUAAUAGUAUAAAACCAAUUAUUAUUGAAAAAAAAAAAAGUUAUACGACAGAAUAAUUUCUGAACGACGCGAAAAAAAAUGAGUGUGUCGUUUUUGAAAAUUUAAAAAUUUUGGCGGUCAAUUAUUGUAUGUAUCUACUAGUAGACAUCAAACCCAAUCAACCAUGACUGUCUAUACUGCAUCGUGUACUGCUCCGGUCAACAUAGCUACUCUUAAAUAUUGGGGUAAGAGAGAUAAAUCUUUGAAUUUACCAACCAAUUCAUCAAUUUCAGUUACAUUAUCCCAAAAGGAUCUUCGAACUUUAACUACUGCUUCUACAUCUAGUGAGUUCACUGAAGAUAAGCUUUGGCUUAAUGGUAAAUUAGAAUCGUUGGAAUCUCCAAGAACAAAAGCAUGUUUACAAGAUUUAAGAAAAUUAAGAGCUCAAGUUGAAUCAAGUAAUGCUGAAUUACCAAAAUUAUCAACUUAUAAAUUACAUAUUGUUUCAGAAAAUAAUUUCCCUACUGCUGCUGGUUUAGCAUCUUCAGCUGCUGGUUUUGCAGCUUUAGUAAGUUCCAUUGCAAAAUUAUAUAAAUUACCUGAAGAUAUGUCUGAAUUAUCUAAAAUUGCUAGAAAAGGUUCUGGUUCAGCUUGUAGAUCCUUAUUUGGAGGAUUUGUGGCUUGGGAAAUGGGUGAAUUAACUAAUGGUGAAGAUUCAAAAGCAGUUGAAGUUGCUCCAUUGUCUCAUUGGCCAACUUUAAAAGCUGCCAUUUUAGUGGUUAGUGAUGAUAAAAAAGAUACUCCAAGUACUUCAGGAAUGCAAUUAACAGUUGGAACUUCUGAUUUAUUUCAACAUCGUAUAAAGGAAGUUGUUCCAGCUAGAUUUGAAGAAAUGAAAAAAUCAAUUAUAGCUAAAGAUUUUGAAAAAUUCGGAGAAUUAACUAUGAAAGAUUCAAAUUCAUUUCAUGCUGUUUGUCUUGAUUCUUAUCCACCAAUCUUUUAUUUAAAUGAUACUUCUAAAAAAAUUAUAAAAUUGAUUCAUAAAUUAAAUGAAUUAGAAGGUAAAAUCAUUGCAGCUUAUACAUUUGAUGCUGGUCCAAAUGCUGUUAUAUAUUAUGAUGAAGUUAAUGAAAGUAAAGUUUUAGGCUUACUUCAUAAUUAUUUUAGUAAAUUAGGAGGAUGGGAAUCUAAAGAUUUAACUAAAUUAACCAAAGUUGAAAUUGAAGGUACUGAUGAUGAAAUUUAUAAAGGAGUUUCUCGUAUCAUCUUAACUAGCAUUGGUGAAGGUCCUCAAGAAACCAAUGAAAUCUUAACCAUCUAGAGUUCUCAAAAAGAAAGAACAAACCGUCUACAUUUUUUUUGCUAAUUAGAUAAAGUAAUCAAAAAUUCGUUAAUAUUCAUAAAAACAUAUUUGUAAAUAUAUUCAACAAAGUCUAUAUAAAGGAAACAUAAAAUACAAAUUUAAAACAAAACCAUACAU
Scheffersomyces coipomensis is the source of this 1500-nucleotide messenger RNA. RefSeq names its product diphosphomevalonate decarboxylase (gene MVD). Lineage: Eukaryota; Fungi; Ascomycota; Pichiomycetes; Serinales; Debaryomycetaceae. Gene Ontology annotation, molecular function: ATP binding; diphosphomevalonate decarboxylase activity. The record is from RefSeq and is a predicted model, not a curated record. Gene Ontology annotation, biological process: isoprenoid biosynthetic process; isopentenyl diphosphate biosynthetic process, mevalonate pathway. The transcript is spliced from 2 exons. Bases 205 to 1341 code for a protein of 378 amino acids. Gene Ontology annotation, cellular component: cytosol.